UAUAAUUUCUGUCCGACUGUCAUUUAACAACGAAACGAACACAGCACAUACACGCGACGUGCUCAUAUAUGUAAAAGAAUUGCAUAAUUAUAUCUAGCGAUAUCAAUUUUAUUUAUGCUCUUGUUUGCAAGUUGUAAUACUCCAGUGAUGAGAAUCAUUUAAAUUGACGACGUCUAAUAAUAGUCUCGUCAAAACGGUCAUAUCUGGCCAAGGAAAUAUCUUCGUUUUAUCACUUGUAUAUAAAAAUAAGUACCCGCUGAAACAAUUCAGUCCUAAUCGCGUUUUCGUGUCGUGUGUCUAAUCAGGAUGGAGACUCUACUAGAAAGGGUUCGGGGCCACACAAGGGCCUCUAGCGGGUCACGUGAAUUCAGGGAAGCCACGAAGAGGGACGCGCUUAAUUUGCUGGAGAAGGAGUUAGAAAAACUCCUCUCCACAGCUCCAGAAAAUGACAGAAAUAAAAUUCGAAAAGAGUUCGCCGGAUUUACAGCUUUAUUUGGAAGGUUUCUCGAAGAAACUGGACCUUCUGUUGAUUGGGAUAAAAUUGAGAAGUUGCCUAAUGAUGCUGUUAGAGAUUACAAUACUCUGGAGACGCCAACUACAGAUACUAUACACAAUAUGCUUAAUAAACUGGUAGUUGUUAAACUUAACGGCGGUCUUGGGACUUCUAUGGGAUGCCAUGGGCCUAAAUCGGUGAUAGCGGUGCGGAAUGAUCUCACUUUCCUCGAUUUGACAGUACAGCAGAUAGAGCACCUUAAUAAAACAUACAAGGUCAACGUCCCUUUGAUUUUGAUGAAUUCGUUCAAUACGGACGAAGAUACGGAGAAAGUUAUUAGGAAAUACAAAAAUCUUCAAGUGGAAAUUCAUACGUUUAAUCAGUCCUGUUACCCACGAGUAAAUAGGGAAACUUUAAUGCCUAUUACUAAAAAAGUGGACGUGCAUAACGAUUUGGAAUCGUGGUAUCCGCCAGGUCACGGCGAUUUUUACCAAAGUUUUAGGAAUUCGGGAUUGCUGAAGAAAUUCAUUGAUGACGGAAGGGAAUAUUGUUUCAUUUCGAAUAUCGAUAAUUUAGGAGCCACUGUGGAUUUGAAUAUCCUGAACUUGCUGUUGAAUCCAAAGGAUAAAAUUCAACACGAGUUUGUGAUGGAAGUUACAGACAAAACCAGGGCUGAUGUUAAGGGUGGUACUUUAAUCCAAUAUCAAAACAAACUCCGACUUCUUGAGAUCGCACAAGUCCCAAAAGAGCACGUUGAUGACUUCAAAUCAGUUAAAACGUUCAAAUUCUUCAACACAAAUAAUCUUUGGGCUAAGCUUGACGCUAUUGAACGAGUUCUCACCGAAGGGUCCCUCAGUUUGGAAAUAAUUAUUAACAACAAAACAUUAAACAACGGAUUGAAUGUCAUCCAGUUAGAAACCGCUGUUGGUGCAGCCAUGAAAUCGUUCGAAGGAGGUAUUGGAAUCAAUGUACCUCGCAGUCGAUUCUUGCCAGUGAAGAAAACAUCGGAUCUCCUUUUGGUUAUGAGCAAUCUUUAUAGUUUAAAGAACGGAUCGCUAGUUAUGUCGCCGCAGAGAAUGUUCCCCACUACUCCUUUGGUUAAAUUAGGGGACAACCAUUUCGCUAUAGUUAAAGACUUUCUAGGAAGAUUCGCGAAUAUACCGGAUUUAAUUGAGUUAGAUCACUUGACCGUUUCUGGUGAUGUUACGUUCGGUAGGGGAGUUUCAUUGAAGGGUACUGUAAUUAUAAUAGCAAAUCAUGGAGACAGAAUUGAUAUUCCUUCAGGUGCCAAUUUAGAAAAUAAAAUAGUUUCCGGAAAUAUGCGUAUUUUAGACCACUAGUGUUUGUUAUGUGUGUACAUUUUUUCUUUAGUUUUAAACGUGUAGAUAUUUUUUGUAUACUUAUAUAAAAUUUUACUUCAUUUGUAGUAAAAUUGUUUUCUAUUUAUUAAAAAAAAAUGAAUGUGCAAUUCUAGCAUAAAUAUACAUAUUUUUUGUCAUG
Molecule: messenger RNA, 1993 nt
Organism: Zophobas morio
Lineage: Eukaryota; Metazoa; Arthropoda; Insecta; Coleoptera; Tenebrionidae
Product: UTP--glucose-1-phosphate uridylyltransferase
Exons: 6
Coding region: 307-1833 (508 amino acids)
Biological process (GO): glycogen metabolic process; UDP-alpha-D-glucose metabolic process
Cellular component (GO): cytoplasm
Molecular function (GO): UTP:glucose-1-phosphate uridylyltransferase activity
Source: RefSeq, a predicted model, not a curated record